GGGCGCUGCUGCUGUUUGCAGCCAGCCUAGCGCCUUCCCUCCCAGUGUUUGCCAGGAGCCCGGCCAGCCAGCACCGGGAGUGAGCGCCACCGGCCCAGGCGGGCAGAGAGGAGGGGGACCCCGGCAGCGAGAGGGGGCUCAGUGACCGGGAGAGAGCGGGACCCCCCCCACCCCAUGCGUGCCCCCCCCGAGCGAGCGCGCCUGCCAGGCAAAGCCCCGCUGCCCCCGGCCUGAAUGCAUGUAGGCGCCGGCUGCAUGGACGCUCCGGGGAGGAUGCUCGGGCUAUAGGCACCUGCCCCUGCUCGCGGCUCGGGGCCCCGGGAGGAGAGCUCGCCCCCGUGCUGCCCCAGGCAUGAUCUCCUAACGGGGCUGGCUUCGUCUCUCUGGCGCCUUCCCCAUGGAAUUAGCUGCGGUCGCCGGCCGGAGCUCGUGAGCCUGGGCUGCCCGCCGAGCGGGGACCGGUCCCCGGGAACUGGAGGAUACUGCAACAUCCUCGGGGACAUACAGAAAGCUGAACUGGAGCCUGUGUGGGACUUAAAAAGGACUUCCAGUUGGUGGUAGCCUGAGGAACUUCCUUUCACGCCAAUGUUGCUCCGAAACUAAUUGUCGCCAGAAUUCGGAACUAUCAGGUUUGCUAAGCGUCUGUACUGAUAUCAUCAAAUGCAGUGCUCCACGUACUCUGCCGGAGUCUACACUGUUUACAAACAAACUCCCAUGGAAAUUCCUGCCAUUAAAUUAUGCCUCAGGAACAGUACGCACACAGGAGCGCCAUGCAGAGCUCGGAAGGCCCACAGGUAUACAAAGUGGGGAUUUACGGCUGGAGGAAGAGAUGCCUCUAUUUCUUUGUGCUACUCCUAAUGAUUUUAAUCCUGGUGAACCUUGCCAUGACCAUCUGGAUUCUCAAGGUUAUGAAUUUCACAAUUGAUGGAAUGGGGAACCUGAGAAUCACAGAGAAAGGUCUGAAGCUAGAAGGAGAUUCAGAAUUCUUGAAACCUCUCUACGCCAAAGAAAUCCGGUCCAGACCAGGCAAUCCAUUGUACUUCCAAUCUGCCAGAAAUGUUACAGUGAACAUUCUCAAUGAGAAGACUAAAGUCCUUACUCGUCUUGUAACAGGUCCCCAAGCAGUGGAAGCACACAGCCAAAAAUUUGAGGUGAAAUCCCUCUCUGGAAAAUUGCUGUUUUCUGCAGAUGACAACGAAGUGGUCGUGGGAGCAGAGAGACUGAGAGUUUUAGGAGCAGAAGGCACAGUGUUCCCUAAAUCUAUAGAAACUCCCAGUGUCAGGGCAGACCCCUUCAAGGAACUAAGACUCGAGUCACCCACCCGCUCUUUGGUGAUGGAGGCUCCAAAGGGAAUCGAAAUUAACGCAGAGGCCGGCAACAUGGAAGCCACAUGCAGGACGGAGCUGAGGCUGGAAUCAAAAGAUGGAGAGAUCACGCUGAAUGCUGCAAAUAUCAGACUACCUAGAUUGCCUCUAGCAUCCCACUCCUCUACUGGAUCCAGGCAAAAAAUCUACGAGCUGUGUGUGUGUUCCAAUGGGAGGUUAUUCCUGUCUCAGGCAGGAGCUAGUUCCACCUGCCAGAUAAACACAAGCAUCUGUUCUUAAGAGACGGUUCGCAGCAGGCAUUGCAGGCAGCACAAAGGCCCUGUUCUGGUCUCACAGAUAGCAGCUGCCAACUAUUUUUGCUAGAACCCAGAAAGCCUAUCAAAGACUUUUUUGUGUGUGUGCGCGUGUGUGAAUAUAUAUAUAUGAAUAUAUAUAUAUAAAAAGAUAUAUAUAUCCUCUGUGUAAAAUGAUGUUUCAGUACAAUGAAUCCCAGGGUGACCCUAUUACAUUCUGUUAAAUUGGACUCACUACUCUCUGAACCCUUUUGUAUUAAUAUAGUCUAAUGGCCCUCCCUUAUUACUCACCGUCUCCUCAUAGCAAUGGGAACAAUGUCUGAUUCAGUACAUGAACUGACGUACUCCUGGCAUCACGCAAGAGGAGAACAACAACUCUGAUCAUUUUUGCACCAUUAAAAAUCAGUGGCAACAGAAUGGCCAGCAAGGCAGAGCAAAUGGCCUCGAGAACUCCAAGACGCCUGUCACUAAAUUACACUCUCUUUUAAAUCUAAAGUAGAGCAGCCUAAUUGGGAGACUCUACACUGCCCACCAGGAAAACUGGGUUUGAUUCCCAGUGCUGGUCUCCCAUCACUUAGCCUUGGGAAGCAGGGAAUAUAGGCCCCAAUCCUGUUCUCGGUGGAGUAAAUGGCAAAACUCCCAUUGACUUAAGUGGUGCUGGAUCAGGCCCAGAGAAGGUAGAGAAUAGCAUGCACCAUUCAGCUGUGAAGCACCCUGCCAGUGAAGGGGCGAUGUUUAAUGGGCUCUGAAGGGAACCCCUUUCAGUCCUCCUGGGCAGAUAGAGGUAUAAAAGAUCAGGGAAUUUGACAUGUACGUGGGGAUCACUGCCUCUGGGAGAAAAAUCAAAUUCAGGCUAAUUCUGUUUUCCUGGGGUUUACAAUAGUGAUCCCUGUUUGUGUAACUCACAUUUUAUUAUGUUACUUUGCAUCAACAGGAAAACUAACUGUGAAUGCCACAUCCCCCGUUAAAAAAAAAAAAGCUUUGAUUAAAAAAAAAGGCGAGAGAAAAAUUGUUGCAAUUACAAAAAUACCAGGUCUACAUAGCCAUCAAGUGUUCUAGUUCACCUUAGAGAAGGGGUCGGCAACGUUCGGGUGCUUACCCUGGCGAGCCGCGUGCCAAACGUUGCCAACCCCUGCCUUAGAGCAUUCAGUCCUACACUAUAGGAGUAAUUCUGCUUUUAAAAUAAACCACCUCUCUCUCUCUCUCUCACUCUCAUACACACACACACACACACACACACACACAGUCUGAGAGACAGUGAAACUUGCACAAAAGAGAAGUAUUAUCCAAAUUCUCUGCAGGGAUUUUUUUUUUUUAAACAGGGAGGACAGUCUGAGGUCACUCACUUUUUAUGGAAAUUGCAAAUAUCAGAGAUGCUGAUUAUGAAAGAGGACUUUUAAAAAAUGUUUUAUAAAGAUCAUGACCAAAUAAGGUCAUGGAAAAGUAAGGCUUUGGGCUCUGGGCUCUGGGUCAUGUUGAACUUGAACCCAAAUAACUCAGUGUUUGAAUCUGGUUUUCAUGAGUGGGGGGUUUUCCCUCCAUGAGGCAUUUAUGGGAAAUGAAAAAUGUGAGAUCUGAUCUUGUCACACUGUUUCCAUUAUCCAAAAAUGGGAAUACCAUGAGCAGUGUGGAGAUCUCAUAGUUACUGGGUUUCAACUCCAUCAAUGGCUCCCCCAGUCAUUUAAGAAGCCUGUGAAAAACAUGUAUGGUAAAUUUUUCAAAAGUGCCUAAGUCCUAUUAACUUUCAAUGAGACCUGGGUUGCUAAGGCAUUUAAGUGCUUUUGAAAACUUUACCCCUAUACAAAUACUCAAACCUGUGCAUACCUCUGGUAAUACUGAAAAUACAUUGAUUUCACCCAAACAAUUUUCCAGAUUAAAUAUCACAAAAACAAAAUGUUUAGAGACAGUUUGGCCAAUUUCUAUAUGAGUCACUUGUAUUUUCUUGGGGGCUCGAGAGUGCCAGGUUUCUGGGUUUUUUAAAUGCGCAUAUAGGGCAUAAUCCAAAGCCAGAUGAAGUCAAUGAAAAGACUCCCAUUGACUUGUAUGGAACUUGGAUCAGGCUGUUAGAAAAAUAACCUAUCCCACAUCGGUCCUUCUGGUUGUUUUGCUCGCUAACAAAGCACACUUGAGGACACCCAUAAAAUUUUACACUUGACGGAGGUUGAAAAUUAUUAGUUCUACAAUUUUCUUAGUGUUGCAGUUAGGUUAAUUGUCAAGUUCAAACUAUUUGUUAAUUAAUGCAAAGGGUCACCCAGGAUAACAAUUGUAUUGGGACAUAGGACUAUACCAUCUCUGUUCAAAGAGGGGAAAUUGUGCCUAUGCCUUAAGUCAAUGCACUCAGCAAGGAGAAGCACAUCAUAUUUAUCUUGUUAUUAAAACUACUUUAUUUUGUGGGGGGACAGUUGGAAGGGAGGGAGGCGGCUGUCAACAGAUGUCAUGGGAGCCGAUGGUGCAACAUGAAGCAGACUUAAGUGAAAUCCAUAAAGGCUGUGAGGGCUGCUGGAGUAAGUAUAGACUUUUACCAUAUUAAAUAUAACAAAAGACAAUGUAUGUUACCUUCGGACCAUAGCUGAAGUCCCACUCAUAGCCCCAAGUGGAAUACAUUUACUGUAGUAUUUUUUUCUCAUUUCAUUUUGUAUUAGACAGUAAUUCUCAUCAUAUGCAAGGGCCGAUUCAUAAAAAAAAUUAUUUGUCCAGGGUGAGCAAGGUUAUAGUGAAGUUUGUACUGCAGAAUUAGUGCAUCGUGCAAAGAUCUGCUUUUAUUUCACUUUUCUCCCCCAAUGAUUGAUUCUAGUGCUACUGAAAGGUGCUGGGUAGAGCACCAGAACUGGCAUGGGAAGGGCUGGGGUAGCGUGUAGUUUCCUGUACUGCACUGCCAAUAUUCCUCCACCUGGCCUAGCAGCUUCCACCCAUGUGUUGGAGGGAAACUCAGUCUUUACCUUCAUUCAGUCUUUGCCCUCCCUGCUGAACGGUUCAGUGCCAUGUGCAGUGAUAGUUCUAGUGAUGUAGAUGCUUAUCUACUGGAAACUAAACUGAGAGCAUCAUGCUCAUUUCACAAAGGCCAUGAGAGAGCCUUGAGGCCAUUCCAUCAUUUACCAGCCUGAACUGGAUUUGAACUGAUGACCGAAGUACCUGUCCCUAUCACCAUGACAGCUUGUUGUUAGUGCAGGUCCUCUUUGUCAGGUAAAAAGAGUACCUUAGUUGUGGAUAAAUGAGGAGAGCCCAACUUUGUAUGAGUACAUAGAAAAGAGUGCGUUUCUAGCUUUUAAAAUGUUAAAUUACAUGCUGUUGAAAAAAAAAAUCUCUUUGCUCUAACGGGUGAAAUUCACCCCUGUGCAGACUUACGCACCUCUUAAUUUCCACUUAAAUCCUCACUUCGGGGCUUACGUGGUCUCCUAGACCUUGUGUUGUCCCCCUGCACAGUAGUCAGUUUCACCCAGUUAGAGAAAAGGUCUUCACUAAACAGAGUGUGUAAGUUCCUGCAGCUUCUGAAGGGCAAUCGCUUUGCUUGGCAAAGUUUGAGGUAGGGUUAACACACGUAAGUUCAACAAAAGUGAUAUACUGAACUAAAGCAUCCCUGCCCAAUGAGGAUAGAAUGUCUGGAAUAUAAAGCACCUUCGUGCAAGGUACAGUACAUUUUGGGGGGUCAUUUUUAGCACAGCAAUGUUGCCAAGCAGCUCCUGUAUUAAUGGGAGUCACGUGAUUAAAAGAACCCUUGUGCAGUGACUUAAAUUUUACCAUUUCAGUGCUGUUGGGAAGACAGGUCACACAAAAUCACCUAUUUCAUUUCUUCCCUUUAUUCAUCUCCUAGAAAAGGAUCCCCUUCCCACUCCCCUGGGAGAUUAUUGUUUGCUUGAGAACAAUGAAAACCUUUGCUUAAAAAGGGAAGGAAUGUUACAUGACACUAAACUCCAAGGGUGCCCGUUGGUUAUUGUUAGGAGACAACAGUACUCUGUGGCCGGUAGUACUUUAGUAAAUGGAGAUCUAGUCAGUGCUGCAGUUGUUGAUCAUACAACACUGUGUGUCAUUUGUUAGGUUUAGUUUGCAUAUUUCUUCGAAUAAUUAUUUUCACUGUAUAAGAUUGUUUCUGCCCAUAGCCCGCUCAUCUCCUAGGAGAUCGCUACUCAAGACUUGCUUAGUUUCAAUUUCAUACACACAAACUGUCCACAGAAGUUAAAAGAAAAUUGCCAGCCAACAAACGGAUAUAUUUCUUUAUGAAUCGGACCCACAAUUUGGUUCAGUCGUCAUCAUUUUCCCAUGAAGGGCUGGUAUUUAUCUCAAAUAAGGGUUCCUUUUAUCUCUCGCAACUUAGACAGGCUGGGAGGGAUAGGGAGACGGCUUCUAUUGAAGUCAUUGGGAUAUAUACCAUUGACUUCAGUGCCUGCGGGAUCCAGCCCAGGGUCUUUCUGGGUUCAGAUUUAGGCCACUGGAGUCAAUGGGAACACUGCCGUCUAUGUCAGUUGUUGCAGGAUUGAGGCCGGACUCAGAAUUGUACACAAUUCUGCACUGAAGCUAUGUGCAUUCAAAUUACUUGCUAAUCAAGGGACUGUGUUAUUGUCAAUAUACCUUAGGCAACCAUGAAUACUAAAGCUAAAGAUAAAUGCUUUUAUGUAUUGUAACUCUUGACUUUAAUAGAACUUCAGUAACAUGUUACAUUUGCUUUAAAUGCCACAGUUAUUAAGUAGUAGAGAAAAUGACUAUUAGUGCUGGUCUUUACACAAUACCUUAUCCAUAUUUACUGUAUGAACUCCCUGCCAUAACAGGUAUGUCAGGACGGUCUUUAAAAACAAAAAGACUUUGCCUUUAGCAAUAACAGAGUUCCUAAAACUGAUUCUAUAUCUGCAUCCACUCUCCACAUUUCAUUUGUUUAAAGUAUGUAUUAUCCAGCAGUCAGCAUAAUUACUACACUGAGAGUUCAAAUGAGAUGUUAGCACUAAAGGAACUGUCAUGCAAAGGGAAAGCCAGGGACUACUACGCUAUAUAUUAGAACUCCCCUAGAAAUGUUUAGAAAGGUUAAAGUAGCGCAACUGUGGUCUAUAUUUGUUUCCUUCGAUCAGGUGUUUUCAAUCCGAUUUUUUUUAAACUUCAAUACAAACAUGAUACAAAAAAUAAAUAUUAUGAACUUAAAUGACCACCUGCAACAUUCAGCAUAACAAAAUGAGGUCUAAACCAGGCUAACCCAUUCCGUCUUCGAGACUGCUCCAUCGUUAAAGAGGAAGAUUCCUAUAGCGCUUGGGAAGAGGUCAGGUUUGUUUGAGCCCCGUAGCCAUGCAAAAGCUGAAUGAACAGGUCUGUAAUUGUUGCACCCCUUUAACGCGCAGGGCUCUUAAGUGGCAUUGGCUUUUGUUUGAAUUGGGGGGUUGGGAGUGUUUUUUUAAAAUAUUUGUUGUUAUGGCUUUAAGUUUCAUAUCAUAAAGGGGAGUGAGUCACAGACCAAAGACUGUUAGAAGUGCUGCCCCACACCCACUGUGUUAACUUAAUGGUGCUUAUUGGAACUGGGCAGGAAACUCAGAGUUCAUUGCAUAGCUUCAGUGCACUAGACUAGAACAGAGGAAAACAAACUCAGUUAAUAGGGGAAAGAAAGUAAGUGUCCUAUUCUGUGCUGUGUACAAAAGGCAAAGAGUAGUCUAAAACUGAAAGAAGAAAAAAUGCAGUAUUGAAGAAGGUUGUUAAUAUCACAACAUUUCUGGUGGAGAGGGAUAAAUAAGCUAAAUGUUGUUAGCUGCUCAUGUGCAUUUUCGCCUUGAUGUGUGUGGAACUGCGACAGCGCUAGUGAGACUUACCUGUGUAGAUCAAGGAGAACCCUAAGCUUAUGCUUCAGUGAUGGCCGUGUUCCAAGUGAUUGGCUUGCUGCCAAAAGGCCAUCUGAAAGUUGGACUUAUGAACACCUAAUUGCACCUGCAGUGCAGAAGAGUAACUACGCCGUGACUGCUCAAUCUUUAACACACAUACAGUUAAACAGAAUUACUGUUGGACUACUUUUUGGUAAUUUUGUUGACUUUUUUUUAAGUUUGAAAUUUUAUAAUUCGAAAAACAAAUGGGAAAAAAGCUGGUAAUAGAUUUGUGAAGCAUUUUCAACCAGCUGGUUGGAAAUUUUCAAAUCUGGAAAUUUCAAAAUAUUUUAAAAUUUUGCAAAACAGAACAUUCUUAAAUCUUCAUUUCCCUCCCUCCUUCCCCCCCCCCCGCCCAUCUCUAAACAAUUACCACUGAAUAUUUAAGCAGGCAAAAAGCGCUAUUGAUGUGUGAUUCAACUCAGUCCUUCCUUCCUCUCUGCACGCUAUGCUUCUCUAGAAACCCAACUACAUAGGACUCAAUGGGUGACCUAACAGAUGGUUGAGACACGGGGAGGGGGGUUAGAAAUUGGCAUGGCAUUGAUACCAUAGAUUGGCCUACCCAGACAGCGAUGAAGUAAGCAGGGGCAAAGCAUGUUAAUAGAUAGCUCCUUAGUGAUACUGAUAAAGUGAUUCUCUUUUGUCUGUUUACACUAUUACCUUUAAAUUAACAACACAUUUUGGACGGAUCUGAUUGUGAUUAUAUUCAGUCCUUGUUUGAACCAACCUGAGACAAUGUCACUGAUCCCAUUUAAAGGCUGUUGUCGGACCCAUUCGUGUCAGAAUGUUGGGGAGCUUGUUUAAUGAGGACGACAAAUUUCUAUCCACGUUAAACACCAUGGUUUGGGAUUGGGUUAGAAAAAUAGGACUAGCUGGUCUUUAAACAAACAUUGUCAUGUUUGAAAAGCAUGUGGCAAUAUAUAUACAGCCCUGACGCUUUCUAAAGCUAAGAAUUUCCUAAUCUGCAAAUUGCAUUCUAUUGAGUCUUGUUUAAAAAGAAAAAAAAAGCCACUCUUUUUUUGCAGGAAAGGUGGAUAUUUAAAGCUCCAGGACUAUAUAUCUACAGAGAAAGGGGGAAAAUCCUCAAUCAUAAUUCCACUGAGACUUCCCAGGCACCUCACUUUAAACUAGAAGUGUGAGCCCCUGAACAAUUAAUUUUGCUACAGGUGUAAUUCCUGUGUGAAAGUCAGCAUCAUUGUCACUUUCAGGAAAUGUCUCAUCUUAUUGUUGCCACUCAGAGUCAUGCAAUGCCUAUGAUUUUCUGUCCCAAGCCUUCUGGUAAGUUAAUAGCAUCAUGCUACCUAUUCAGAGGAGAUUGGGAUUUCCUCUGAAGCAUCUCAUCUCUUUUUGAAAAGGUGAGAUUGGUAGUUUUUAAUCAGGAUAAAAAUAAAUAAAAGGAAAGGGCCCCGAAGGAGCUAUAUGUAAGUUUUUGUCUUUCAGUUAGUUCCACUUUGUCUUUCCACCAUUGAGUGUGGGCAUAGGAAGGAGAGAUUUGUGCAAAAAAAUAUUAAAUUUGCAUUGUGCUCUGCUCCCAAAUACUUAGGCUAAAGAUAUACUGCCUUAGAAAACAGGUCCUUUAUCAGAAAGAUUUUUAAAAAGGCACUUUGGGACCUUUCAUCGGGUUCUCCUGGAACAGAAAUGGUGAAACUUUCCAACACAUUAGCCAUCAUAGGAAUAAGCCCACUGCAAAUCAUGUCUCACGUGCAUUUUUGCUUGUAACGGGAAUUUAAAAUUGCAUUGUACUCUUGCAUUUCCCUCACCCCCCCGCUCCAAAAGGCUUAACCACUGAUAAGAAAGAAAGCAUUUUGAAGCCUGCUGAGGCUUGCUAAACGCAUUAUCACUUUCUAAAGCAAUGUGAUUUCUAUAUUCCUUUAAAAGAUCUCUCAUAAUGGAACCCUUGAAGGCUCUUGAAGCAGGCUUGAAUUGAAGAGCAAGAAAACCAAUAAUUUAUGGGUGGUCCCAUUUUUAUGUAUGAUUGGAUUACAGGAGCUGAAAAAUCAAAUGUUGCCAUUGUGGUGCCGCCCACAUCUUGUUAGCUACAGAUAUUUUUUCUCCUAAACUUUUUAACUAGAUUUCUUAUACAGUAGUGCCUACAGAGUAGGGAAAUUAGCAUCUUAUUUUGAAAGAGAGUGGGCACGCCUGCUAAUCAUCCUUAUCUGGGUCCUCUUCAGUUCUAGAUAUGCACACUAUUAUUAUUCUAAUUUGACUUUUUGGCAGUAUUCAUGAUGUUGGUAACGGGGGUUAGACUAGACGACCCUUGCAGUCCCUUUUAACGCUAUGAUUCUAUGUUACAGAUUCUAUGUAUACACCGCCUCAAUGGUAUAAAUAGCAACAAGAAAUACUAUACCCUAGUCUUGCUAGCCAUCUUGCACCCCUCUAUGGUGACCAGAUAGCAAGUGGGAAAAAUUGGGACGGGGUGGGGGGUAAUAGAAGCCUAUAUAAGAAAAAGACCCAAAAAUCGGGACUGUCCUUCUAAAAUCGGGACAUCUGGUCACCCUACACCCCUCAAGCAUCUGUAUUAAUGCCAGAAGGUCCAACAAGGCCCGUUCUUAAAACUAACUCUGCUUUCUGCUCUAAUUAAACUUCUAUUCAGACAAACAGAAAAGUGCAGAAAGCUCAGGAAAAAGGAAAUGUUUCAAAUACUCACCUAAGAACAUGAACCCUGUGAAGUUUGGGGAUUUUAUUUUUUUUCCUUUGCCUCAUCAUGAAUUAGCUGAAGAAGCAGUCUGAGAUGGAAAUGAGAAUGAGGAGGAUGUCGGGUGACUAGGCUGUAGCUUGGUAGCAGUUUACUAAGUCCUGCCCCACGCAGAGGGGCAGAUUCUCAGCUGGAGCUAAUGCCAUCUUCCACCGUUACUUCAGAGCGGUGCUGGUUUACAGCAGCUGAGGAUCUGGCCCAGAAAGCCUGUCACCUUUGAUGACAAUGAAAAGCAGAUUUUUGCCACCGACUCUAAACUACAGCCUGCUAAUCGACGUGUGGAAAUGAAAAAAAAAAUCAGAUUAAACCAAAGUGGCAGAAUGGUGGCUUGUAUUCCUUCUCCAUCCGUGAGUCCCCACUAUCGUGUUGGACCAAUGAAA
Messenger RNA from Chrysemys picta bellii (western painted turtle), 10524 nucleotides. The record is from RefSeq and is a predicted model, not a curated record. NCBI's taxonomy places the organism in Eukaryota, Metazoa, Chordata, Testudines, Emydidae.